This is a messenger RNA of Spodoptera litura, 1224 nucleotides long. RefSeq lists its product as uncharacterized. NCBI's taxonomy places the organism in Eukaryota, Metazoa, Arthropoda, Insecta, Lepidoptera, Noctuidae. The record is from RefSeq and is a predicted model, not a curated record.
UAAAAUUAAACGUAACGUAUUGUUUGCAUAAAAUGAAACAAAAUGUUUAUUAAGACAUUGAUUAUAACCAGUUUUCUAACUACUUAUGUUGUCAGUGAUUCUUGUGUGACGUACAAUUUUGAAGAAAACUUCGAUGAUACAGCAGGUAGCUACGGCAUAUGUAGCAGCGGCUGGUCUGCAUGGAUUCUUGACGAGUACAGCAACUUGAAUUUAGACGGUCCAGAUGAGCGUAGCACCAAGUUUAUUACACCCAGACGUGAUGCUAGUACAAGCUGUUGGUCAUCGUCUGUAUUUACAAUUAGCCCGGGGGGUACACUUGACGUUAAAAUUUACAUGGAUUCAGAAGACAGUGGUGGUAGCAUAGAUCUUUUCGUCUUCUACGAUGGUACUAAUACAAUAGCAGGAAUUGGUUUUGUGAACUCUCAGACUAUAAAAGGAUGGUACACGAUGAAUGUACCAUUAUCUACUUCAUCUACAAUUAAAGCCUAUAUAUCCAUAUUAGGCGUAGCAUCAACUAGUUCCACAGUUUUAGUUGAUUCAUUCCGCUACAAACCACCCGGUAUGAAUGAAAGUUUAUGUCAGACUUACGAAGAUCCACCGACAACACCUGUGCCGACAACUACUCCUCAACCAACAACUACUACAGUACCAACAACUAUCCCAGAACCAACAACCAAUGAACCAACGACAACUUCUGAAUCAACAACAACUCCGCGGCCAACUACCACUAUUGCUCCAACAGUUACUAGCCCGGUGUCUACGACUGCAAGUCCUUGUGUUAGCCCACCUACUGAUGCGGAAGAUACCACAUGGUUUUGGACCAAAAUAAUAAUUGGCUUAAUAAUUAUUUUAAAUCUGAUUGUGUUAGUUUUAACGUGUAUUAUAUUUUAUGAACUCGGACGAAGAAAGGCUGUAGUACCUUCUCUUAGACGCGAAGUCUCUACACCACAAUGAUUAAUUCUGUGUAUACGACUGUACAGAUAUGACUAACAUAUAACUAAACCAUGUAUAAAUAAAACUUAUCAUUAUUUUAGAAGUAAAAUUAUCAAAUGUAUUUAUAAUUUUGUCAAUGGAUUUUCAAAAGUUGUUUGGCUAUUUUUGUGAAUAACAUAGGUUUUCACUGUAAAUUGUGCCUUGAGGGUUUUGCCAGGAGUUUCAUUUCCAUCAUCUGUAAAUGGAAAUGCAUUCCAUCAUCUGUAAUAUUUAAAAAAAUAUUUUAUUCUC